AUGGAGCGGCCCAACACUUUCGUGCCAAAGGGCGAGGUGCACGAUCUCAUCGUAUCCUGUUUACAUUUUACUGAUGCACUGCCCCUGCGCGCGGCAUCUACUGCUCACGUGAAGAGUGCAGAUGCAUGCGGCGACAUUCAAGACUACUUGAAGUGGAGGCUUCCCUCUUCCUCGUCCUCUGUGGCCGUUUCUGGUGGCCCGACGAAGCUCUUGCUUAGUGCCAUGGGUCAUAGCCGGUGGAAGAUUUCCAAGAAACGUAGUGGGGUGUUCGAUGUUGAGAGCGAUGAGGUCGAGGUUCCGUUCCGUUGGCUACAUCUUGGCCGGAAGUGUGCGAGGACAGGGCUUUCGGGGUUUGGGGGUUUGGGGGUUUAG
This is a messenger RNA of Symbiodinium natans, 372 nucleotides long. The record is from the annotation of a GenBank genome assembly. NCBI's taxonomy places the organism in Eukaryota, Dinophyceae, Suessiales, Symbiodiniaceae.